This is a messenger RNA of Rotaria sordida, 1062 nucleotides long. NCBI's taxonomy places the organism in Eukaryota, Metazoa, Rotifera, Eurotatoria, Philodinida, Philodinidae. The record is from the annotation of a GenBank genome assembly.
AUGGGUGCAAAUGAAAGUGCCGAAAUUCAAGUGAGCUUUAAUCAUUCAAAUUUAUUCUAUUUUGCUGGUGAACAAAUAUUAGGCAACAUUUCAUUUCAAAGUACACAUGAGAAAUUAGUAUUAGAUGGCAUUUUCCUUGAAUUCAUUGGUGAAAUUGGUUUUACAACACGACAAACAAGGCAGCAACGUGAUAGUAAUGGACGUGCUCGUACAGAAAAUUAUACAGAAUAUCAUCGUAUACCAUUUAUGACUAUUUGUUUUCCUGUAGUUAAACCUCAAUACGGACAGCGCGAAAUUACGUUAUAUCGUGGUCAAUAUUCUUGGCCAUUUGAAUUUAUUCUUCCACAAUGUUUACCUCCAUCAUCAGUUCCGUCCACAAUUGAAUUUCCUUAUGUAAAAUAUAAUAUACGUAUUGUUCUUGAUAAACCUUGGUAUAAAUUGAAUAAAAAACAAACUUAUCCAUUAACAAUAUUUCCACGUGUUAAUCUUUAUCAAAUACAACCUGCUCAACAACCUGUUCCUUUUUCACAAUCUAAUAGAAAAAAAAUUCAAUUAAAUGGAUAUCUUCUUGAAGGUGGUGUUGUACCUGGUAAAAAUCUUUCACUUCAAAUUAAUCUUCAGAAUCCGAAACGAUCUGAAAUAAAACGAAUUGAAGCAACAUUAAUUCAACAUCGAGAAGUUGCUCGUAGUCAUCAUGCUGAAAUUAUUUUUCGCAUGGAUUUACCUGAUAUACGUGAAUUUAAUGGAACAGAUUUUAAUCGAACUCUUAAUUUACAAAUACCUUCUACUUAUUUAGCACCUACUUAUACAUAUAUGUCACAAUGUUGUAGUCCAUCACUUAGUAUUAAUUUCACUUAUGAACUUAAAUUAGACGUAAAAGUACGUGGAUUAUUUACUGAUUUUACAAUACAUGUACCAGUUAUAAUUGGUACAGAACCAACGUCAGAUCAACAACAAUUAAUAAAUAGUUCUGUUGAAAUGCUUAUGCCAAGUGCUCCAGUAUAUGAUUAUGAUGAACCACCACCAGCUUAUGAAUCAGUGGUUACAGAUGUAAAAGAAUAA